AUGAGUAGGAGAAAUAAAAUAAUAGAGAUAUCAGAAAAAAAAAAUGUAAAUAAGGAAAUAAAAAAAAUAACUCAUAUACAGAAGAAAAUAUAUAAUUGUUUUAAUGAGCAUUUAUUUGAUAAAAGUGAAGAGCACAUUAAAGGAAAAAAAAAAAUAUUUUUUAAUAAAAAAAAAAGAAAGAAAAAAAAAAAAAAAAGGGAUGAUACAGAAAAUAAAGAAGAUUUAAUUGUUAAUAAUUUAUUAAACAAAAAAAAGAAACACGAAUAUAAUAAGUUUGAAAAUAAUUUGUAUAAAAGAAUAAAGCGAUUAAAUGAUAAUGACAUAAUUAAACAAUAUUCGAGAAAAAAAGGAUUUAAUUCUUUUUUCAAUUAUAGACAUGAAAAAAACAGAUGGAUGAAUAAAGAAGAUAAAAAUAUUUUAAUUAAUUAUAUAGAUGAAUUAAAGAGAAUAUAUUUAUGUAAAAAUAAUAAUUAUGAUAGUAUAAUAAAAGAAAUAAAAAAAAAUACUUAUUUUUAUAAAAUAUCGGAAAAAAUGAAUGAUAGUAAUAUAUAUAAUGAUAAACAUAUUUUAAAUACUUUUAAAAGUCAGUUUAUUAGUAGUUCUUUAAUAAAAGUAUUCAAUAAUAUUGGAAGAGAAAUAGUAUACCUUAUACAUUUAAUGAAACCAACUUCUAAUGAAAUAUUAAUAAGAAAACAAAUAUUAAAAAACAUAGAAAAUUUUCUUAAAAUGAUUUUUCCCACAUUUUUUAUGGUAGUAUUCGGUUCAUGUAACACAGACUUAGAUAUAUACAGUUCAGAUAUAGAUAUAUGUAUAUAUAAUGAUUGUGAAUCUAAUAGAGAUAAUAUUCAAACGUUAUAUAAUCAAAUGAGAAAGGAUAAACUAUUUAAAAAUACUAUUAUAAAAAAAAUAUUACAUGCUCGUGUACCAAUAGUGAAAUGCUUUUUUAAAGAAUUUCAAUUAUCCAUUGAUAUUUCUUUUAAUCAAUUAAGUGCGUUGACAAGCACUAUAAAAACACAAAAUUAUAUAAAAAAUAAUUCAUUAAUAAAAUAUUUGAUAAUUUUUUUAAAAAUUUUUUUGUCACAAAAUGAUUUAAAUGAUGCAUCGAAAGGGGGGAUUAGUUCUUUUAAUGUUUUAUUAAUAUUGACUAAAUUUUUAAAUGAACAUAAAUUUAUUUUCUAUAAAAAAAACACUUUUUUAUAUAUAGGAGAAGUUGUACAUAAAUUUAUAUCCCAUUUUUCUUUAUUUAAAGAUAAAGCAAGUUUGCUCCUUUUUUUAAAUAAUUUUGAAGAAUACGAUUUUUCAAAACCUGACGGUUUAAGCAAAAAAAGUUUUUAUGUAUAUAAAAAAAAUCUCUAUUUAAAUGAUUUAUUUGAUGAUAUAUUUUGCACGUUAGAAAUAAUUAAUCCAUUAGAAAAUGAAAAAUUAACAAAAUUAACAUUUGAUAAAGUUUUUAAAGUUCGCAUAUGUUUUAAGGAUGCUCUUUUUUCCAUAUCUAAUUUUUUUUUAAAAUAUGUAAAAAAAUAUGGUAAGUAUUAUUAUUUAAAAUAUAGUAAUAUUUUUAAAAAUUAUUUUGAGAGUAUUUCUUUUCUAAAUUAUUUAGGAGAUCAAUAUAUAAAUGAAAAUUUAAAAAAAUAUUAUCAAUUUGUUGAAUAUAAUAUUAAAAAUAUUGAUAAACUAAUUGAAAAUCAGGAUAAUUAUAAUAAUAAUAAUAAUAAUAAUAAUAAUAAUAAUAAUAAUAAUAAUGAAUUAUCUGAUAAAAAAAAUAAAAAAAACUAUUCUUUUUCCAAAUGUAAUGAUGAUAAUAAUAGUAAUAAUAGUUACAAUAGCAAUCAAGAGGAUACCUAUAAGUCUCACAUUUUUUUAAAUGAAAACAAAACAGACAAUAAAAAUAAAGAUGAUAGAGUCAAUUAUAAAAAUGAAAAUCUUCACAAUUUUUAUAGUUCUUUAAAUGAAUUAUCAAUAAAUACAUUAAUAUCUUUUUUUCAUAAAAUUUUUAAGGAAGGUAUUAAUGUAAACGAUUCAUCUAUGGAAAAAAAUGAAAUUCAUGAGUCAAAUAAAUCAGAUAAAAAUGAGAAAAUCAUGAAAAAUGAUUUUGCAAAUAUGAUAAAACAUAAGAAUAACAAGGAAUAUAAAAUUAAUAAGAAUGAUACAUAUACUGAUGAAAAAAUGAUAGGUAAACAUAAAGAUAGAAUAGAUAAAAAGAUUACAAAGGUUGAUACAGUAAAUAUAUAUAAUUCUGAUAUUAAAAAAAAAAUGAAUUAUACUCUAAAAGCAGAUAAAGAAAAUUUAAAAAAAACUAUUAUUUUUAAAGAUAGAUUGGAUAAAAAUAUAAAUGACUGUGAAAAUACCAAACAAAGAGAAUGUUGCGAAAAUAUUUCUAAUAAUAACAAUUAUUUAGACAUUAUACUCUCAAACAAAAAUAGCAAAAAAUGUAUUUACAACAUAGAAAAACUUAGAAAAGAUAUUGAUUGUUACAAUCCUGAAAAAUUAAAAAGUAUAAUUAAUAAUAUUUAUAAAUUAUUUGAUAGCAAUAAUGAAAAAGAAAAUGAAUAUGUUGUUAGUCUUUGUAAAAAUUUUAAAGCUUUAAGAUAUAUUUUGAAAGUUAAUAAAUUAAUAUAUGACAGAUUUAAAUAUUAUUGCAUCUUUAAAGGUAUGUAUAAAGAUACAGAAAAUACACACAUAAAUGAUAAUCAAUUGAUAGAAAAAUUAAAAAAAGAAAUGUUAGUAAAUUUAUUAAAUAUGAAAAAUUACGAUACACAUGAUUUAAUACAUUUAGAAAUAAACAAUGAUGUUUUUAUAAAUGGGCAUAUAUCAAAUAUUAAUAAAAAUUUUCUAUAA
Plasmodium gallinaceum is the source of this 2838-nucleotide messenger RNA. Its product is annotated as conserved Plasmodium protein, unknown function. The coding region runs from base 1 to 2838 and encodes 945 amino acids. Lineage: Eukaryota; Apicomplexa; Aconoidasida; Haemosporida; Plasmodiidae. Gene Ontology annotation, molecular function: mRNA binding; poly(A) RNA polymerase activity. Gene Ontology annotation, cellular component: nucleolus; TRAMP complex. The record is from RefSeq and is a predicted model, not a curated record. Gene Ontology annotation, biological process: RNA 3'-end processing. The transcript has a single exon.